AUGGUGGCUUCGCAUUCGACCGGAGUCUUCUUCACAGGGGUCCCUCUAUUUGUGGAGCCGCAAAGCCUUCGAAAGCAUUUUGAGAGCGUUGGCCACAUCACCGACUUUCGCCUUUUGGGCCCGGCACCAGGAAGGGACUUCCGCUACGGUUUUGCCGACUACCUGGACGUCACCAGCGCAGAGGAGGCUAUUCAGCGGCUCAAUGGCACCUCCUUCGGCGAACGCACGAUGAAGGUCACGUCGGCGGCAAACUCGCGAUCUAGAAAGCGCAGUCGCCAGCAUGUGCACACACAUGAGCCACCGGUGCGUGGCGGAAUGGUGUUCCCACGCGGCUAUGUUGACCCCUUGCUGGGUCGCGACGACAACAAUGUAUUGGAAUGCUUGCAGCGCAUGCCUGUAGCGGACGCUUACGAGGCGGUCGAACAACUCCGCGUGUUGGUGUUAGAGCGGAAGGACGAGGCGCGGAAGCUGCUUGAUAGUUGUCCAGCGCUCCGGCUAGCCGUCGUGAUGAUUCUGCAGCAUGCAGGACGUCUGCCGUACGGUCCGCUUCCGCUUGAAGCGGUGCGGCGCACGGACGCUCGGCCUGUCAACGCGGCCCCAACGACGGCGGAGGAGGAUACUGCAGAAAAGAAGGCUGAACCCACGGAGGAGGAACGCGACGAGGUGAUUGAAAUUCUGACAAAGCUCAGUGAGGAGGAUGUGGAGCGCAUUGUCACUAUGAGUGAGGAGGAUCUUGAUCGCAUUCCUGACCUUGUACAGAGGCAGCAGAUGUCCGUGCUACGGGCCCGAUUGUUGGAUAUGGCAGGCAACCUUGAAUGA
Messenger RNA from Trypanosoma conorhini, 819 nucleotides. RefSeq names its product cleavage stimulation factor subunit 2. The transcript has a single exon. Gene Ontology annotation, molecular function: mRNA binding. Lineage: Eukaryota; Euglenozoa; Kinetoplastea; Trypanosomatida; Trypanosomatidae. The record is from RefSeq and is a predicted model, not a curated record. Bases 1 to 819 code for a protein of 272 amino acids. Gene Ontology annotation, cellular component: mRNA cleavage and polyadenylation specificity factor complex.